GCCGCUCGGUCGGGCCGGGCCCAGCGAUCCGGCGGCGCGUGUCCGCCGGCGGCCGCCGUAGCCAGGCGCUGCUAUGGCGGCAGGGCCGCCCGUGCUGCUGGGGCUGCGCGACGCCGCCAUGGUGGGGCCGUGCCGAGGAGGCGGGCUGCCCCCCGCCUGGGCCACCAGCAAGCUGGGGGGCUCCGCGGACUGGGUGCCGCGCGUGCGGGCGGGCCGGCCCCGCUGCGGGCUGUGCGGCGGGGAGCUGGCGCUCCUGGUGCAGGUGUACUGCCCGCUGGCCGGCUCCCCCUGCCACCGCGCCGCCAGCGUCUUCGCCUGUGCCGGGACGGGCUGCCGGGGAGCGCCGGGCGGCUGGACGGUGCUGCGCGCCCAGAGCCUGGUGGCUUACCUUGACAAUGCUCUUUUUGCUUUUCCUUCCCAGAAACAAGAAUCUAACUUUGCUGCAAAGGAUUGGUGUGAUGAAGCAGAUGACUGGGGAGUCUGUGAUGGAGCAGAAUCUCCUGCAUGUGCUUCCCUUCAGCUGCUUGGUUUAAAUGAAGCGGUGAGCAGCUCCGUGUCCAGAGAGGCGGACUGUGCAUCCCAGUUCCAACAGCUUCGCUUGUCUGAGGCUGUGGACGGGUCAGGUUCCCUGAAUGCACACUCUCCAGUCAGUGAGGGAACGGUAACGGCAACAUCUAGUUCAGCUCCUGUGUUCAAGCCCUUUUACAUUAGUGUUGUGGAUGAGGAAGACUACUCUGGUUUCAUUGAUACAGAUCAUGCAGAUGAGCUAUGGAAGGAGUAUCAGCAGAGAGAGGGUGUUAAUUUGCAACAGUUGAUGUCAGAAAGUUAUGCAGGUGAAGGUGAUACUGAAAAAUACGAGAAGAGCGAAGUCAAAAGCAGGGACCCCACGUUCCAUAAAUUUAUGAAAAGAAUAUCUGUGUGUCCUGAACAGAUUCUGAGGUACUCCAGGGGUGGCCAGCCUUUAUUCAUAACGUGUCCUCCAGCCAACAUUAGUGAAGGUAUUCCAGCCUGCAGUAACUGUGGAAGCAAAAGAGUAUUUGAAUUUCAGCUCAUGCCAGCGCUGGUCAGCAUGCUCCAGAGCGAUUCAGAUCUGUCAGUGGAAUUUGGAACUGCUAUAGUUUAUACAUGUGAGAGAAGCUGUUGGCCAACAAAUCAUCAAACCCCUCUUGAAGAAUUUGUUUUUGUGCAAGAAGACCCAGAUCAGAGAUUAUUUAAAUAAAUUAUAUUUCUUGGCAUAGA
Molecule: messenger RNA, 1239 nt
Organism: Falco peregrinus (peregrine falcon)
Lineage: Eukaryota; Metazoa; Chordata; Aves; Falconiformes; Falconidae
Gene: PDCD2L
Product: programmed cell death 2 like
Exons: 7
Coding region: 74-1219 (381 amino acids)
Cellular component (GO): cytoplasm
Source: RefSeq, a predicted model, not a curated record